AUGCGCGGGUCCUCUUUGGGGAUCGUAGUUCCUUUAUUGCUGAUCGUCGUCGUCAUUCGUUGGCCCGUCUACUGCACCUCGGAAUCUAACAAGGCUGCGAGAGCAACCAAAAGUCGACCGAGGACCUCUCGUUCGCCAUGGCGCUUAGUAGUGAGUUUGACGCAGCCUCAAGCUCCGUUCAAGGCAGACGUGCAAAGAAUGUGGGAAGAGGUCAGACUGGAAUCUGCUCAGGGAGACAUGGAAGUAUCUUUCGUGGAAGCGAGAAUGAUGCCUAUAUCGGACUCGCUUUCUUAUCCUUUGUCGCUGUUGAACAAGUUCUGCUUGAACAUCAGUGGUGGAAAGACCUUACUUAGCGUAGUGAUCGGUGGAGGAUCCGCUGCCAGAUUUCUGGUAACAGCUGCCACUUCUGUAAAUCUGCCUACGUUGUGGCUUCCCUUUGCACAUCGUGACUUCCUUCAGCAGGAGAGGAAAGGGCGUUUCGAAAAUCGCUUAGGCUCGAGCUCGGAAGAAGUAGGAGCAGCUGCCGCUGCUCUGAUGCACAAGGCUAACUGGCAUGCGUUUACUCUAUUGGUAGACACUACGUUGCUUCCGAUACAUCAUUUGUUACAGUCUGAUCGACCGGUGUUAACCCCCAGGGCAAUAAUUCAUUUACCAGCAACGGACAAAACGCUGUAUUUCAGAUUAAGAAGAAUCGCGGAAGAAGGUGGAAGCGGUGGUGUGCUCGUCAUGUGCUGUGACCUAAACAAUGCACGGAAGAUUCUUGCAACGGCUAGCAGAUUUGACAUGUUAUCGGGAAGGUUUCUUUGGUUAUGGUUGGAUCUUAAAGCAGAACUCAGAUCGAACGAGCUAAAUCCAAUGAAUCCACAUGUUUUACACUCUAAUCGUGUUUCGAUUACUGGUGGAGAAACUGCGUUACCUUUGGAAAGUAACAAUCACAAUACAAAUUCGAUGCCAGAAAAAGAAAUACAUUUGCACUCGUUACCAAACUUUGCAAGUGACGUACACAAAUUGCAGGAAUUUCGAUGGCAGAGUGAGAAAAUUAUUAGGAAAAGAGAGGAUAGAGUAUUCCAGUUCGAUGACGACGAAGAAAUGAAGUUUGCUGAUAGAGGAAUGAAUUCGAAAAAUUUCAUGCCGGUAGGAAUGCUUGCAUUAAGGCCUGUUGGUACGAGACUCACAAGUGGUGAUUCAAUAUUGAAUCGAAUGCUACGGGAAACGUCCAGAGUUCUGGAUCACGUGAUGACCGAGCUGAAACCACAGUUAAGUCGAUUACGAGACACUCAGAUAAAGGAAUACUUCAUGCCAGAUUGCUUCACUCAGCCGAACGCUAAAUUUCUAACAAACGAUGCACGAGAAAACGUUUCCAGAACUCUGUCGGAGAAGUUAAAAGAGGCGAUACGACAGAUUUCUCGGGACAAGGCGGAGUUCCAUUUGUUAAACCUACAAGCGAUAAAAUUUGCCGGAAACAAGACUCAACUUAGGUGGACGAAAGUUGGAACGAUAAAAGGUGGAAAAGAAGUACGUCUUGACACCAUUAUUUGGCCCGGAGGGGGAAUCGUCCCAGCUUAUUUGGAACAAGGUGGUGACAAAGUUGGAAUGCCAAUUUACAGGAUCGUGACAGCAUUGGCACCACCGUUCGCAAUGGUAACGAGUUUACAAGAGGGUCAGUGUUUGCGAGGGUUAGCUUGCCGGCAGGGUGAUAGCAUCGUCUGCUGUUAUGGAUUAACUAUGGAUUUGCUGUCAUUAGUGGCGCGUGAGCUGGAGUUCAGAUUUGAUUUGUAUGUAGCAAACGACGGCUUGUUCGGUAAGAGGAACGGAAGAAGCGGUGAGUGGAACGGUGUUGUGGGAGAGUUGGUUUCUGGCCGUGCUCAGUUAGCCUUCGCGCCGAUGAGUGUGUCUGCAACAAGAGCAGAAGUAAUCGACUUCACCACACCAUACUUUUUCAGCGGUGUGAGUUUCCUAGCUGCCCCAAAGCUAAGGUCCGAAAUUCCUCUCUUGGCCUUCCUAUUGCCGUUUAGUCCAGAAUUAUGGAUCGCGGUGUUCACGUCACUGAACAUAACUGCCAUGGCAGUGGCAGCCUACGAGUGGUUGAGUCCUUUUGGACUCAAUCCAUGGGGCAGACAGCGUAGCAAAAACUUCUCCAUAGCUUCCGCACUUUGGGUGAUGUGGGGUCUUCUUUGCGGACAUCUUGUCGCUUUUAAAGCACCUAAAUCUUGGCCUAAUAAAUUUCUAAUUAACGUUUGGGGUGGCUUCUCCGUCAUCUUCGUAGCCUCCUACACUGCGAACAUUGCUGCAUUGAUAGCUGGUUUGUUUUUCCACUCAGCUGUCAGCAAUUACCACGAUCGGAGUUUGCUUUCCCAGCGCGUUGGGGCUCCAAGAGCUUCUGCGGCAGAGUAUUAUGUCCAACGAGCCAAUCCACAGUUAUGGUCCCAUAUGGCAAGGUACUCUUUAUCGGAUGUGGCUGAAGGCGUAGACCGAUUGAAAAACGGCAGCUUGGAUAUUCUCAUAGCCGACACUCCUAUUCUGGACUAUUAUCGUGCCACUGAUAUUGGUUGUCGGCUGCAAAAGAUUGGAGAUACCAUCAAUGAGGACACGUAUGCUGUGGCUCUAACAAAAGGUCAUCCUCUCAAGGAAAGCAUAUCAAAAGUAAUUGCAAAUUAUACGAGUAAUGGAUUACUGGAUAUCCUUCAGGAGAAAUGGUAUGGAGGACUGCCAUGCAUCAGAGGUCAAGAAGGCUUGGAUGCAAGUUUGGAGCCAGUACCAGGGGGACAACCUAGACCUCUGGGGGUGGCCUCAGUGGCAGGAGUUUUUUGUCUAUUGGGCCUAGGUGUGAUUCUGGGUGCCAUCAUUCUUGCUGGAGAACAUUUGUUCUACCGAUACACACUGCCAAGGCUUAGGCACAGGCCUAAAAGUUCGGUUUGGCGUAGUCGCAACGUCAUGUUCUUCUCGCAGAAGCUCUACAGGUUCAUCAACUGCGUUGAGUUGGUUUCGCCUCAUCAUGCGGCUCGAGAACUGGUCCAUACGGUUAGGCAAGGCCAGAUCACGUCUCUCUUCCAGAAAAGUGUAAAACGAAAGGAGCACGAACAGAGGCGGAGGCGCAAGAGCAAAGCCCAGUUCUUCGAGAUGAUACAAGAGAUAAGGAGGGUACAGCAGGAGGAGAAAACGGAGCCGACCUCGAAGGACCCGGAGGACCGGCGCGCCGCGAAGAAGGAGGAGCGCGCCGCGAAGGGGAGGGAGCGGAGCCGCAGCAAGAGUCCGCUGAUGCCGCACAGCCCGAAGCGACCGGAGAAGAGUCGGAGCUCGACGAACCUCUCGAGUUCGCGGCUAGGCCUCUCCCCGAUCGGCCUGGAGGCCCCGAUGAAGCCCCGCGAGUUCACCCUGAGCAGCACCAAUCUGCGGGCCCGAAGCCCCCUGGAGACGGUGGGCCGGCGGCUGAGCCACGGGGACGGAGGCUCGCCACCCCCGCGGCUGGGCUCGCACCUGGGGGGCAGCGCCACCCUGAGGCCGGCGGCCGCGUUGAGCGGCGGCUCGACGACCCCGCGGUACUCCCGCAGCCCGGCGAAGCGCGGCCAGUCCUUCCCGGUGUUCGCCACCCUGAGGCCCCCGACGGCGGGGCGCCGCCAGGUGCCGGCCAGCCCCCCGGCGAGUCUACCGCCGUCGCCGAGCGGCGAGGAGGCCCCGGCGGCGGGCCGCGACCUCCUGCCCGGGAGGGUGCGCGCGGCCCGGUCCAGCGCUACCCUGGCGCUCGACCAGGAGCCGGAGCGGCCCGCGCUCCCCAGGGAAGAACGAGUGGAGCGGGUGGAGCGGCAGGAGGUCGUCGCGGCCCCGAAGAGGCCCGUGCGCCGAGCCCGCAGCCACGAGAACCGGGAGUUCGCCAGGCCCGAGCCGGCCGCGGCUCGACCCGCCGCCCAGCCCGUGGUCGGCGGCCGGUCCGUCAGCGAGAGGACGAAGAAGCAGCUGGAGUCCGAGCUCAAGGCCAUCCUGACCGCCCGGGCGCACCACCGCGACCUACACCCGCCUUGA
Orussus abietinus is the source of this 4020-nucleotide messenger RNA. RefSeq lists its product as uncharacterized. Gene Ontology annotation, cellular component: postsynaptic membrane; plasma membrane. NCBI's taxonomy places the organism in Eukaryota, Metazoa, Arthropoda, Insecta, Hymenoptera, Orussidae. Bases 1 to 4020 code for a protein of 1339 amino acids. Gene Ontology annotation, biological process: synaptic transmission, glutamatergic; monoatomic ion transport; modulation of chemical synaptic transmission. The transcript has 7 exons. The record is from RefSeq and is a predicted model, not a curated record. Gene Ontology annotation, molecular function: transmitter-gated monoatomic ion channel activity involved in regulation of postsynaptic membrane potential; NMDA glutamate receptor activity.